AUGUUUUCGAACAGUAGUAAUUUUGCUGGUGCAUCAUCGGUAUUAAAAGAAAAAGCUGCUCUUCGUGAUUCUGAACGACAUCGUGCUAAACGAAGCAGCAGUAGCCUAUCCCGUAUGCAAUUACGGGUAGGUUCUGUUGGUGGAUUGAGGUUGUCCAGUUUGACACUGGUAAAGGAAAACAAUGUUGAAGAAGUCCUUUGGGAAAUGGUGGACUACCGUUUAGGUUUUCACCCAUCAAUACACUGCCGACCCGACUUUGGCAUGGGAAAUGCUGAAGGAGAAACGGCCGGUGAAGCCAGUUAG
Haemonchus placei is the source of this 303-nucleotide messenger RNA. NCBI's taxonomy places the organism in Eukaryota, Metazoa, Nematoda, Chromadorea, Rhabditida, Trichostrongylidae. The record is from the annotation of a GenBank genome assembly.